This is a messenger RNA of Argiope bruennichi, 453 nucleotides long. RefSeq names its product zinc finger protein 239-like. Lineage: Eukaryota; Metazoa; Arthropoda; Arachnida; Araneae; Araneidae. The transcript is spliced from 2 exons. The coding region runs from base 1 to 453 and encodes 150 amino acids. The record is from RefSeq and is a predicted model, not a curated record.
AUGUAUAGUAAACCCUUUUCGGAUAAAGGAAAUUUCACAAUACAUUUACGUACGCAUACGGGAGAGAAAUCGUAUCCAUGUGAAUUUUGUAACAAAACCUAUUCGGAUAAAGAGAAUUUGAAACGACAUUUGCAGACGCAUACACAGGAGAAACUGUUUACAUGCGAGUUUUGCAAGAAAUCCUUUUCCCAGAACGGUGAUUUAAAAAUGCAUUUACGUACGCAUACGGGCGAGAAACCGUAUGCAUGUGAAUGUUGUAACAAACCCUUUUCGGAUAAAGGGAGUUUCAAAGCACAUUUACGUACGCAUACGGGAGAAAAACAAUAUAAGUGUGGAUAUUUUUUACAGAUUCUUUCUCAGAUUGACAAGGACGUCAAGUUCAUCAGGACGGUCGAUUGGGGUGUACGGAGCGUCAUCUUGGCGACGCUGGCGUCAUCACUCAACAGCCAAUAA